AUGACGCUGGAGGACUUUGAGAAAUCGCUUGCGGAAGGUCACGAACGGAGAGAAUCCGAUAACCACAAAGACAAAGAUCGGUCGGGAUCACAUCGCCAUCACCACCAUCACCGACAUCAUCACCGUGAUUCGUCCCGAACGCGCGAAAGCCACAAUCAUCGAAGCGAUAAGAAAGAUGAAGAGCGCAGACAUAGGCACAAAAGGUCCAGAAGAGACGACAAUGGCGACGACGAGAGCUCUCUCAAGAGACGGCAUCGCCAUGACCGCAAUCGCGAUGAUGACGAUCUCGGCCAAGGUGAAGCCCGGGAAUCAGCUGCUAAAGUCAGUGCGCAUGAUUUGAAACGUGAUUCAUGGAUGCAGCCCCCCUCUGCCGACGACAUAGAUUAUAUACACAGACCGGAUAAGAGCGCCCAAAAACAGCCCGAAGCGAAAUCGCUACGAAUCGAUCUCGAUUUGAAGAUUCACGAUAAGGAACUCAACACUCAUUUACGUGAUUUAAAAGAAGGAAAGGUUUCAGAAAAAGUUGACAAUCAGCCUGCGCAACAUGAAGUCGACUAUACAUUUGGCGAUGCGGGCUCACAAUGGAGAAUGAUAAAAUUGAAAAAUGUUUACCGAGAAGCCGAAGAAAAGGGUAAAAAGGUGGAAGAUGUUGCGAUUGAGCGGUAUGGAGAUUUAAGGUCUUUCGAUGACGCCCGAGAAGAAGAGAUAGAAAUGGAUCGCAGAGAGACAUAUGGAGAGUCAUAUGUGGGCAAAGACAAACCCAGUGGAGAGCUUUUUCAAGAAAGGAAGCUCGAACAAGGUGUUCACAGAGACCUUCGAGCCAGUUAUUCUAGGGACAUUGCAUCUCCUGUCAAGGAACAGGGCAAGUCGAUGGAAACCGUGGAACCUACCAGGACCACGCAACAUCUGGAUGCCACUGCACUGAACCGACUUCGCGCAAAAAUGAUGAAAGCAAAAUUGAAAGGCUCGUCUGAUGCAGCUUCUUUGGAGGAACAGUAUAAUGCUGCUGCUGGUUUGAUGGCAAACCGAAAAGAAGGCGACGUCGUGGUUCUUGGCAUUAUGGAAAACCGAAUGCUGGCCGGCGGCACUAGAAGCGAAGUCAAACCGGUUGAAAAUCGCCGAGGCCGUGAACGUGGUCAGCUACAGGAGAAUGAGGAUAUGUCGAUUGAAGAUAUGAUAGUGGAAGAGCGACGAACGCGCGGCCAAGCUGGUGGAGAAGGUCUUCGACUAGCCGAAAGAAUUGCAAAGGAUGUCAAAUUCGACAAUGAUUUGGAAUAUAUGGAUGACAAUGCGGCCAAACUCGCCAAGCGUGUACAGAAAUCAGAAUUAAACCUCAAAAAUACGGCCAUCAGCGAGUUCCACAAGAUGAACAGAAUACUAGAUAAUUGCCCGUUGUGCCAUCAUGAAGAUACGGACACACCGCCAGUGGCCCCCAUCGUGUCAUUAGCGACACGAAUCUUCUUGACUCUUCCAACAGAACCGGAACUCAGUGAAGGAAGCGCUACUAUUGUUCCCAUCCAGCACCGCACGAAUCUAAUGGAAUGCGACGAUGAUGAGUGGGAGGAAAUCCGCAAUUUCAUGAAGAGUUUGACUCGAAUGUACCACGAUCAGGGCCGAGAUGUAAUCUUCUAUGAGAACGCAGCGCAUCCGGAUCGAAAACGCCAUGCAUCUCUAGAAGCUGUUCCAUUGCCAUACAGUCUAGGCGAAACAUCGCCGGCAUUUUUUAGAGAGUCUAUACUGGCAGCAGAUUCAGAAUGGACUCAGCAUCGAAAACUAAUUGACACUCUAGCAAAGUCCAAACAAGGCUUGGGCAAGAUGGCUUUCCGUCGGACGCUAGUCAAGGAAAUGCCAUACUUUCACGUCUGGUUUGAGCUUGAUGGUGGCUUGGGCCAUGUUGUGGAGGAUACUCACCGAUGGCCGCGCGGAGAUCUUUUUGCUCGAGAGACGAUAGGGGGUAUGUUGGAUCUGCCUCCGGAUGUUAUCAAAAGACAGGGCCGGUGGAGUAGAGGCGGGGAUCGACGUGUCGAGCCUUUUCGAAAACGCUGGCGAAAGUUUGACUGGACUCGUAUUCUCACCGAGGGUCAAUAA
Messenger RNA from Talaromyces amestolkiae, 2088 nucleotides. RefSeq lists its product as uncharacterized. The record is from RefSeq and is a predicted model, not a curated record. Gene Ontology annotation, cellular component: post-mRNA release spliceosomal complex. Gene Ontology annotation, biological process: mRNA splicing, via spliceosome. Lineage: Eukaryota; Fungi; Ascomycota; Eurotiomycetes; Eurotiales; Trichocomaceae. The coding region runs from base 1 to 2088 and encodes 695 amino acids. The transcript is spliced from 2 exons.